Messenger RNA from Phytophthora nicotianae INRA-310, 3708 nucleotides. RefSeq lists its product as hypothetical. Gene Ontology annotation, molecular function: protein binding. The transcript has a single exon. The record is from RefSeq and is a predicted model, not a curated record. NCBI's taxonomy places the organism in Eukaryota, Oomycota, Peronosporomycetes, Peronosporales, Peronosporaceae. Bases 1 to 3708 code for a protein of 1235 amino acids.
AUGGGGAUGGCGCUGGAGCAGCUCAUCGUGCGCGUUUCGGACUCGCCGGAGGUCUCUCCCAACAGCAAGUCGUGCGUACAGGAGGUGGCGCGUGUCUGUGGGCUCUCGGCAGCCUCACGCGACGACGACGCCAAGCUCUGCACGCUCUCAGGCUUCGAGGACACCAAACACCAGCUAGCGGUGGCCUGUAUGCUGCACUGGCAGCUGCAGCAGUCAAAAGAGAGCGGUGCCACGGUCUCCGUUAGCGACUCGGCCAUGGGCACGUGCUUCUCGCUAGCGGAGCUGCUCAACUGCGACAAGGCAGCACUGGAAGCACCCGAUACUGGUGCCGUGAAAGUUCUGGACGCAGCGGCAUUUGUCCAGCAGGUGCUACAGCAACAAGAGGAGGAGGACAGGGUACAGAUCUUGGACUGCAGAGAGCAGAAAGAGUUUUUGGGCCUUGUUAGUGGCAAGGAGGUGUCGGGCCACCUUGACGGUGCAAUCAACGUUCCAUUUACGUCCAUUUUUACUGAUGCAGGGUCCGAAGAGAAGAGUAAUGAGGAGCCUAGUGCCGACAAAAGCGGCGAAGGAGCGUUCCUUCUGCCUGUGGAGGAGCUGAAAGAGGUAUUGGAAGUGAACGGCAUUGAUCUGGAUAAACCUGUUGCAGUUGUAGCUAGUGUACCAGCAGAAGCUGCCGCGGUCGCCACUGCGUUGCUACUGGCUGGUCAACGCGGUUGGAUUGCAUUUUGCUCAGAAGCACUUACGGACACAUUGAUCACGUCGUUCCCGUCUUCAUGUACGGCCGACAUUUUCCUCGAAGGUCGGUUAUUGUACAAAACUGAUAAAGGAGAGUUCGAUCUCUCACCACAGUCGAGUGAAGUCAACUUAACUGAAGAGGGUAAGAAGGAAGUAGAGGAAUUGGAAAAAGCCUACAAAGACGAGCUCAGCGGGAAGGCAAGCCUGGAGCGAGGAGAUACUGGCAAGGAACACGAGGAAGAAAAAGCUGAGGAGAUUGUGUGGAUUAAGGAUGGCCACCGGUUCUUUGAUAUGCCAUCGCCAGUCAGCAAAGACGAGUUCUUGGAUGCAUCACGAACAAUCUUCCGCGUGGUAUCUUUCGUGCUGGCCCCUUUCGGAUUCCCUGCUUCGUUGCGCAAGAAGCGUUCGCUGCAGGAGGUUAAAACACAGUGUGGGUCGCUCUUCCAGGACGUGAUCGAGGUAUGCUCAGACCUAAUCUACCAGGAGAAGGGGCUCAAUGAAGGCGCGAUGGCUAUGAGUGUGCACAAAUGGGUGGAGGAAAAGCACGACCACGAAUGCACAGCGCAGGUAAAGGCAAUUAACGAACUCUGGGAAGUUCUGUACACACCGCCCGCAGUAGUGGAAGUGCCAGACCUCAGCGAGGACCAUGUAUUUGAGCUCGCAACGAAACUGGAGCAGAAAAUGCGCGAGCUAGUGGGCCAACGUACUCCGUGGGCGUUUGAUAGUGUAAAUGAAGAAGACGAGGAGUCUAGCGAUGAAGAAAGCGAGUUCGACCCUCAAGAAACUGUGAUCGAUCUGGAGGAGGAAGAGUUUAGCGAGGAAGAGCUAGAUGAGAUGGACAAGGAAGAUGAAGAUAAAGAUGCCGGUGCUACUGAGGAAGGUGCUGCCUUCAAAGAUAGCUCAACUGAGGCUGAAACAACCUUCAAGAAAAACCCGGUGACUGAAGAGCAAACCGUCGAGAAUGAAUCCACCGUCAAGGAUACGGAAGUCAGCGUUGAGGAUGCUAAUAGCGAGGAGAACCCUCCUAAGGAGAAGAAUACCAAGGAGGAGGAAUGCAACAGCAAGACGGAUACUGUCGGUGAUGAAAAGGUUGAUGUCGAGAGAACUACACAAACCGCGACGGUGGAAGAGAACAGUAACGAUGCAGAGCCUGUAGACAAGUUUACAGAGAGCUGGAAGCACAUGUAUCCGAGCGCUGUUUACGCGCUGGGUUUCAUCCCACAGGACGUGGGUACUGACCACAAGAAGCUGAGUACGUUGCAAAUCAAGUCAUUCACCCAGGCGUUAGCGGAGGCUUCAUGGGACGUCAUCAAGGACGAAACCAAGGAGCUCAGUCAGAUUGAAUUCCAGGCGCUAUGUGAUACUCUUCACGACGAAAAGCGGGAGCAGCUUGCAGACCGAGUGGCUGAGGCGGAGAAGUCACUCUACGUUCUUAAGCACUUCCUCACUCGCUCGUUGAAAACUGACGACUCGCUUGCUGACAAGCUAGCAAGUGUUCGUGAGGCUGUACUGGAUGGUGACAUUCGCCGGCGAUCAGGGCGUUACCAAGUCGCACUGGCAGCGUACUCCAAGGCUUUCGAGUACCUGCCGCUCUACCACAAGGACCUGGAAAACGCGAUAGUUGGCCGGGCCAGGAGCUUCCUCGACUUGAACGAGUUGAGCCGCGCGAAGACUGAAGCUCUGAUUGCACUGAAGCUCAACCCGUACUGUGUCGGUGCAUACGAGUGCUUGGGGAUCGUUGAGGAGAAGGCAAAGCACCCUGAAACGGCCAUGCAGCACUACGUGACGUCCUUCAUUCUUGAUGGCUCGCGCUCGGCGGAGCACGCUGAGUCCAUUGACCGUGUGUCGCGCCUGGUGGGUCGUCGUGUGGCGAAGAAUCUAUUCGCGAAGAUGGAGAAGAAGCACGAACUUCCGUCUUCGUGGCUGGUUGACAGCUACUUUGACGCAUUCGAGCACGACGCGGAUUACACUGCGCGUGUGCCGUUCGAUAUCGCGAAGAAGGAGAAUGUGAAACAAUCUGACCUGGACGCGCUCACGCUACUUCAUCGUGCGAUUCACUACAAGCGUAUCAAGAGCUACGGCGAAGCCCAACAUGACAUAUCCACGCUUGUGGCCAAGGACAUGGAAGCCGAAGGUCUCACCGUAGAGGACCGCGCUUUGGCACUCAACCUGCAUGCGUCGCUGCUCUAUGUCGUGGGUGACGUGCACACGGCUAUCGAAGUCAUCAACAAGAGCUUGGAGCUGCAGCCAACGCUGGUGAAUUCGUUGGUGAAGAAGGGCGGCUUCUUGGCAGAAAUCGGCGAGACGGACGAGGCCACGUCGUGCUUCUCCGAGGCCAUGGAGCUGGACUCGAACGAGGCAGACGUGCAUCUUCACUUAGGACAGAUGGAGCUCCUAGAUGGCAACUACUACAAGGCCGCUCAAUGUCUGCGUCGCUGCAUUUCGCGGUCUGAUGCCCUGCCGGUUACCCAUGUAACAUACGGCAUGGCGCUCUACAAGAGCGGCUCAACAUACCAGGCCAAGGACGUAUUCGAGGAGGCCUCGAAGAAUUUCCCGGGGUCGGCGGAAGUGCAUCUGUUCUACGGCGAAGUGCUGGCCGAUCAGGGUAACUAUGCCGACGCCAUGCGCCACUUUUUGACCGCGUGGGAGCUGUCGCCGCUGUGUCCGCUGCCGUUCUUGAACGCUGGUCGUGUGUAUGUGGGCACGAACGAUCCUAUGCGUGCCAUCGCACACUUCAAGCAGGCUCUUGAAGUGGACCCUCGUUGCAGUUCGGCACACCUGGACAUUGCCCAGGUGCUCUUUGCGCAGGGUCGUACAAGCGAGGCAUUCGAACACUUUGAAGUGGCUGCGUCCUGCUGCCGCUUCCUGCCCGAGGUGGAGGAAGUCUGCGCCUGCCAGGAAAUGGCUAAGAUGCAGCUCAAGGUCACGGAGAUCCUAGGCGUUGAGUUGCGUCACAUCAUGCGCAGCAAGUAG